Arabidopsis lyrata subsp. lyrata is the source of this 4053-nucleotide messenger RNA. RefSeq names its product translocase of chloroplast 132, chloroplastic. Gene Ontology annotation, molecular function: GTPase activity; GTP binding. The transcript has 3 exons. Gene Ontology annotation, biological process: protein targeting to chloroplast. Bases 220 to 3780 code for a protein of 1186 amino acids. NCBI's taxonomy places the organism in Eukaryota, Viridiplantae, Streptophyta, Magnoliopsida, Brassicales, Brassicaceae. The record is from RefSeq and is a predicted model, not a curated record. Gene Ontology annotation, cellular component: chloroplast outer membrane.
AGUCCACGUCAGCAUCAUUUCACGAUUGCAUCAACGAGCAAUUAUCAACCGUACGAUGCUUAAACCCAAACCGAUCUCCACCGUUGAUCAACUUCUCUUAUCUCCUUCCCCGUCGUAGUCGCAGGCUCGCAGCCGGUAAAGCGCAUGAAGGAUCUUCACACUUUUUCACCUUCUCUCUAUUUCUCUCUAUCUCUAACCUCUGCGGUGGUGAUCUAGAAAAUGGGAGAUGGGACUGAGGUUGUUGUUAGGUCAGAUAGAAUUAGCGAUGAGCAAGUAGCGAAGACUGAGUUGUUGGGAUCUGUUGAAGUAAAGGAUGAGAAAGAAGAUGAUGUUUUUGAGGAAGCGAUUGGUUCAGAGAAUGAUGAGCAGGAGGAGGAUCCAAAACGUGAAUUGUUGGAGACCGAUGAUUUACCUUUAGAGGAAACUCGUCAAAGUUCGAAGGAUGAGAAUGAAGUGGAGGAUUUUGAAGAGGCAGUUGGUGAUUUGGAUGAAACAAGUAGUAAUGAAGGGGGUGUUAAAGAUUUGCAUGUUGAUUAUUCGGUUGUUGGAGAGAGCCAUGGUGCGGGGGAGGCUGGAUUUGAUGUUGUGGCUCCGAAAAUGAAUGGUGAUAAGGGGGAAGGAGGUGCAGGUGAUUCUUAUGGUAAAGUUGAAUCGAACUUGGAUGUUGUUGAGAACACUGAGAUGGCUGAUACUAAUGGUUUGAAGUUAGCGGCUGAGGAUGUGAGUAUUGAAAACGGAAAGACUCAUUCUUUUUUGGGAAAUGGAAUCGUCUCUCCUAAUAAUAAAGAAGUGGUGGCUGAAGUUAUUCCAAAAGAUGAUGGGAUUGAGGAACCAUGGAAUGAUGGCAUUGUAGUUGAAAAUUGGGAGGAAAGAGUUGAUGGCGUACAGACAGAACAAGAUGUUGAGGAUGGUGAAGGAACAACUAAAAAUCUGUUUGAGGAAAGGACAGAAGAAGAAGUUGUGGAUGGUGCAGGAACAGGUAAGAAUCUAUUUGAGAAUGGUUCUGGUUCAGUAUGUAUAGACAAUGAGUCCGAGGCAAAAACAAAUGGUGAGACUGGUGCCGCCUACACAAGUGAUAUUGAAACUAAUGCUUCAGGUGACAAAUCUGUGAAUGAUAGUACUGAAGUAGCAAGUGCUGAGACUUCAUCUCCAUUGGAUAAAUCUAGUUCCGGGGAAAAGGGAGAGACUGAAGGGGACAGUACUUGUUUAAAACCAGAGCAACAAUUGGCUUCUUCGCCGAACUCAAAUCCUGAGUCUACUGAAAUUCGCAGCAAUAGUGGCUCCCCUGGGGUAACUUCUAGAGAAAACGAGACAGUUAGAAAUUCUAAUGGAGGACAUGAUGUCCAACAGAGGCCUCAACCUAAUAAGGAACUUGAGAAGCAGCGAAGCAGCAGAGUAAAUGUAGAUCCAGAGAUUAAGGAAAAUUCACAUGUGGAAACAGAAGCUGAGGUAGUAAGUUCUGUUUCACCAACAGAGUCUAGAAGUAAUCCUACAGCAUUACCACCUGCUCGUCCAGCAGGUCUUGGUCGUGCUUCUCCUCUUUUGGAACCUGCAUCACGUGCUCCUCAACAGUCUCGUGUCAAUGGGAAUGGGUCUCACAAUCAGUCUCAGCAAGCUGAGGACUCUACCACUGUAGAGACUGAUGAGCAUGAUGAGACCCGUGAGAAGCUCCAGUUGAUCAGGGUAAAAUUUUUGAGGCUUGCACAUAGACUAGGGCAAACCCCGCAUAAUGUUGUUGUUGCUCAGGUUUUAUACAGGCUUGGAUUGGCUGAGCAGUUGAGGGGCAGAAAUGGAAGCCGUGUUGGUGCUUUUAGUUUUGAUCGUGCCAGUGCCAUGGCAGAACAGCUUGAGGCUGCUGGACAGGAUCCACUUGAUUUUUCUUGUACGAUUAUGGUUCUCGGUAAAAGUGGGGUUGGUAAAAGUGCAACGAUCAAUUCUAUAUUUGAUGAAGUGAAAUUUUGUACUGAUGCAUUCCAGAUGGGGACAAAGAGGGUUCAAGAUGUUGAUGGUUUGGUUCAGGGAAUUAAGGUACGGGUGAUUGACACUCCCGGUCUCUUACCUUCCUGGUCUGAUCAAGCCAAGAAUGAGAAGAUCCUGAAUUCUGUUAAGGCUUUCAUCAAGAAGAAUCCACCUGACAUUGUACUAUAUCUUGAUAGGUUGGAUAUGCAAAGCAGAGAUUCUGGUGACAUGCCUCUCCUGCGCACCAUAAGUGAUGUUUUUGGUCCAUCGAUUUGGUUUAAUGCCAUUGUGGGUUUGACUCAUGCCGCUUCUGUUCCACCAGAUGGCCCAAAUGGCACUGCUUCUAGCUAUGACAUGUUUGUAACACAACGCUCUCACGUCAUCCAGCAGGCUAUUCGCCAAGCAGCUGGAGAUAUGAGGCUCAUGAACCCUGUUUCUUUAGUUGAGAAUCACUCUGCUUGCAGGACUAAUCGGGCAGGCCAGAGAGUAUUACCGAAUGGCCAAGUGUGGAAGCCACAUUUGUUGUUACUCUCAUUUGCAUCCAAGAUUCUAGCAGAAGCAAAUGCUCUUCUGAAGUUACAAGAUAAUAUUCCUGGGAGACCAUUUGCAGCUCGGUCCAAGGCUCCGCCAUUACCAUUUCUCCUUUCAUCACUUCUGCAGUCAAGACCACAACCUAAGCUUCCUGAACAGCAGUAUGGGGAUGAAGAAGAUGAAGAUGAUUUAGACGAAUCAUCGGAUUCAGACGAAGAAUCAGAGUAUGAUCAGCUUCCUCCCUUUAAGAGUUUGACUAAAGCUCAAAUGGCUACGCUUAGUAAAUCUCAGAAGAAGCAGUAUCUUGAUGAGAUGGAGUACCGGGAGAAACUAUUAAUGAAAAAGCAAAUGAAAGAGGAAAGAAAGAGACGUAAGAUGUUUAAGAAAUUUGCUGCAGAGAUUAAAGAUUUGCCUGAUGGGUUUAGUGAAAAUGUGGAAGAUGAGAGUGGUGGACCUGCAUCAGUUCCAGUUCCCAUGCCAGAUUUAUCUUUACCUGCGUCUUUUGACUCUGAUAACCCUACUCACCGCUACCGCUACCUUGAUUCCUCCAAUCAGUGGCUUGUUAGGCCAGUUCUGGAAACCCAUGGGUGGGAUCAUGAUAUUGGUUAUGAAGGUGUGAAUGCAGAACGGCUCUUUGUUGUAAAAGACAAAAUACCAAUAUCUGUCUCAGGCCAAGUGACAAAGGACAAGAAGGAUGCAAAUGUGCAGCUGGAAAUGGCCAGCUCGGUUAAACAUGGAGAGGGUAAAUCAACUUCCCUAGGUUUUGACAUGCAAACUGUUGGAAAGGAAUUGGCUUAUACUCUUCGAAGCGAAACGAGAUUUAACAAUUUCAGGAGAAACAAAGCUGCAGCUGGUCUUUCUGUAACACUCUUGGGUGAUUCGGUUUCUGCAGGGUUGAAAGUCGAAGAUAAGUUGAUUGCUAGUAAAUGGUUCAGAAUGGUAAUGUCUGGUGGAGCUAUGACUAGUCGGGGAGAUUUUGCUUAUGGUGGUACUUUAGAAGCUCAGUUGAGAGAUAAAGAUUAUCCGCUUGGCCGGUUUUUGACUACUCUUGGACUUUCUGUAAUGGAUUGGCACGGUGAUCUUGCUAUCGGAGGGAACAUACAGUCUCAGGUUCCCAUUGGACGUUCCUCUAAUUUAAUCGCUCGUGCUAAUCUGAAUAAUAGAGGAGCAGGGCAAGUAAGUGUCCGUGUAAACAGCUCCGAGCAGCUCCAACUUGCUAUGGUUGCAAUUGUUCCUCUCUUCAAGAAGCUACUUAGUUAUUGUUACCCGCAAACACAAUAUGGACAAUGAUGAAGAAACAUUUAGGCUGAUUUCACUUCCAUCCCUUUGCAAUGGAGUAUUAGGAAAUGAUUAGUCAAAAGAACACGUUAGAGUGAGUUUAUAAGGAGCUGUCUGCUAGUAAAAGACCAAUUGAUGGACCAAAGCCUGUGUUUUGAAAUAGCCAGAAACAUAACAGGACGUUCCUUGUCUGAUAUAUAAUAAUAAAUAGUUCAGUGGUUGUUUUCUUCUAUUUCUAAGACCUUGUGAUCUCUCUUAUGAAUGAAGCAUAUCUAUUUUUGUUCA